Molecule: messenger RNA, 915 nt
Organism: Phascolarctos cinereus (koala)
Lineage: Eukaryota; Metazoa; Chordata; Mammalia; Diprotodontia; Phascolarctidae
Product: olfactory receptor 6C2-like
Biological process (GO): G protein-coupled receptor signaling pathway
Cellular component (GO): membrane
Molecular function (GO): olfactory receptor activity; G protein-coupled receptor activity
Source: RefSeq, a predicted model, not a curated record
AUGAGAAACUAUACAGGGAUAACAUUAUUUAUUCUCAGGGGAUUGACGGAUAACCCACAGCUGAAAGUUCUACUUUUUAUCUUUCUGUUUCUAACCUAUAUGUUGAGUGUAACUGGGAACUUGACCAUCAUCACCCUCACUUUGGUGGAUCCCCACCUUAAAACUCCCAUGUAUUUUUUCCUUAGAAAUUAUUCCUUCCUAGAAUUGUCAUUCACAACUGUCUGUAUUCCCAGAUUCUUGUACAACAUGUCAAUUGGUGACUAUACUGUGUCCUAUAAUGCAUGUUUCACUCAAUUAUUUUUUGGUAUCCUCCUUGGGGCCUCAGAAUUUUUCCUUUUGGCUGCCAUGUCUUAUGACUGCUAUGUAGCCAUGUGCAAACCCCUGCAUUACGCAACCAUCAUAAAUAACAGAAUUUGUAACCAGCUCCUCCUGGGUUGUUGGCUAUCCGGGUUGAUGAUCAUUCUUCCACCACUUGGCAUGGGUCUUGAGCUAGAAUUCUGCGACUCCAAUAUUAUUGACCAUUUUGUCUGUGAUGCAUCACCAUUGCUGGAGAUCACAUGCUCUGAUACACAGCUCCUAGAAAGAAUGAUUUUAGUCUCUGCUGUUUUGACACUCAUCAUCACCUUAAUGUUAGUGGUUCUAUCUUAUGCCUAUAUUGCCAGGACUAUUCUGAGAUUCCCCUCUGCCCAGCAAAGGAAAAAAGCCUUUUCCACUUGUUCCUCUCACAUGAUUGUUAUCUCCAUGACUUAUGGAACCUGUAUCUUCGUCUAUAUCAAACCUUCUGCAAAAGAAGGGGUGGCUUUGAAUAAGGUGGUGACAGUACUUGCAACCUCAGUGGCACCAGUAAUGAACCCCUUUAUUUACACCUUGAGGAAUAAACAAGUGGAGAUAUCCAUCAGAGAAUACUCAAAGUAG